Molecule: messenger RNA, 2544 nt
Organism: Dalotia coriaria
Lineage: Eukaryota; Metazoa; Arthropoda; Insecta; Coleoptera; Staphylinidae
Product: neuropeptide CCHamide-2 receptor-like
Exons: 9
Coding region: 771-2048 (425 amino acids)
Biological process (GO): G protein-coupled receptor signaling pathway
Cellular component (GO): plasma membrane
Molecular function (GO): neuropeptide receptor activity
Source: RefSeq, a predicted model, not a curated record
UCCUAAAGUGCGUUGGGAAAAAACGCGAAUCGACCGCCGUCACCGCCAUCAAGGAUGGCGCAGUUUUAUGAUUUCAUAUGAUAAUUGCCUUGAUUUUAUUCACUUCUUAAAGUGCCUCUUCAAGACGGCCGAAAAUAGACUUUACGACUCGGUAACAAAACGCAGGCCUACACAAGGGGUUGGCGAUUAUGAAAGGAUCUAUUUAAUACGUCACUGAGCGCGCGCUUUUCGUUGAUCGCGUCUCGCGUCAAGCAUUGUGUAUCGAUUUACGGCCGUGCAAGAUAAAAAAAUACCAGCGAAUUGAAUGAGUCGUUUUCUGCCAUACUCUAGAUAUAUUCUAUAUUUCACGCUUCGGGAGACGGACGCGUUUGCGUUUCGGACGCGGCGCCGUCUGCGGGCGGCGCGGCGCGCUUGUUGCGUGCGCCCAGAAUCGGGGGCGGCGUGUGCGACGCGCGCGCGAUUUCGCGAUUGAAAAGUUUGGCCGCUCUCGACGCUCGGGCCAUCGUGUGACGCGCGAUGGUCUCAGUCUUCUCGCGUCCUCCGUCUGGCGAAAGUUUUCUGGUCACCUCCUUGGAUGUGCCACUGAUGUGUGUACGACGUGCGUGCGCGUUUUCCCACAGCCGACAACUUCGCCGAGAGCACUCCACUAAUUUGUAAAAUUUUCCUCCGAGUUAUUUGACCUCUCCUAAAGCAUCGGCCAGCAGACGCGAUUCUCUAUCGGCGGAAAAAAACGGCGCAACUUAAAAAAACACUCGUAAAACACAAGCGUAAUGGAUACUUUGAACGACAGUUAUAUGAGCAUCGCGAAGGAAGUGCAGGAUCCGGAAAACUCGUACACGCCGUAUGAGGAGCGCCCCGAGACGUACAUCGUGCCUGUCGUUUUCUUUAUUAUUUUCGUGGUGGGCGUCCUGGGCAACGGCACAUUGGUCAUAAUCUUCUUACGACAUCGCGCCAUGCGUAACGUGCCCAACACGUACAUCCUCUCGCUGGCACUGGCAGACCUGCUGGUGAUCGUCUCGAAUGUCCCAUUUACGUCCAUCAUCUACACGCUACCAUCGUGGCCGUGGGGCGCGGCGCUUUGCAAGAUCAGCGAGACGACCAAAGGCGUCUCCAUCGGCGUCUCCGUCUUCACGCUCACAGCGCUAUCAGCGGAGCGGUAUUGCGCCAUCGUCAACCCGCUGCGGCGGCUGCAGACGAAGCCGCUGACCGUGCUCAGCGCUAUUCUUAUCUGGGUGCUGGCCGGCCUCCUGGCGCUGCCCGACGCCAUCCUCUCCGACCUGGAGGUGAUGCCUGUGAACGACACCCGCCAGCCGAACAUCACCAUCUGCACACCGUUUCCGAACGUCACCUACUCCCGGUACAGCGUGGCGGCAAAGGCGCUGAUCUACUACGUGAUUCCGCUGUGCAUCAUCGCCGCCUUCUACGUGUUAAUGGCGAAGCGUUUGCACGCCAGCACCAAGGAGAUGCCCGGCGAGAUUCAGGGCCAGAGUGUGGCGCAGACUCGUGCCCGCCGGCACGUUGCUCGUAUGGUGCUGGCGAUUGUCUUCCUCUUCUUCAUCUGUUUCUUCCCGUACCACGUUUACGUGCUGUGGUACGUGUUCAAUCCGCAUUCGGAGGAGGAGUACAACGAGUACUGGCACGCGCUCAAGAUAAUCGCAUUUUGUUUGAGUUUCAUAAAUUCGUGCGUCAACCCGGUGGCGUUGUACUUCGUGAGCGGCGUGUUCCGCCAACACUUCAACCGCUACCUGUGCUGCCGGAACAAACGCUUACUGAAGCGGCCGACGUCCAACACUAACUGCGAAACGAGCUUCAAUUCCACCUACAAAAGGCCCAACCAAGGCACGCUAAUUGAACGGCACAGCGUAAAAGCGAAGAGCGGCCGAGGCGGCGGUGGCGGCAUCAAAAUGGGAGGGCGCGUCGACUUUCGCGAGAGCGAGCGCAGCGUCGACGACGUCAGCGAGACCUUCGUUCGCAUCGAGAUCCAAUCAGAUUGCCACGAGAAUCAGCGCCGCGUGCACAUGCAUCGCACACCCAGCGGGCAGAGAUGAGACGCCGGAAGUUGCGGUGGCGCGUCAUGCGGAAAACGCGACGCGACGCACUAGUAGGGAAAAAAUUUGUGAAUAAAACGCCUUCUGUCAACACGGUUAAACGAAUUUCGCGUGCACACGCCGCGAGUUGCGGGAAGUGAGCGCGAAUUCCAAAGGCGGAUGGAAUUAUUUUCGUAUUUCCACUAAAUGUUGUCUGUAUGAAUGGUCGUAGGCACCCGUACAAACCAGUACCACGAGCAGGGAUGGCAAAAGUCGGCGGCAGCGAAGAAAAUUGGAUUACCGCGGCACCUAACGAAAGCGAGUCUCUUAUAAGCACUGAAUGAUGCGAAGCGGGGGAGUGAAUCUGCCCGAAGAGAUAUUUUCUAUUUCCCAUUGUACCAUACACGAUAUUCUCGUAUGUGUGUGUAAUAACGGCAUAACUAGGCGGCUGCGUGCCAUGCUAUAUUUCUGUGUGUCUAUUCAAUGUUGAGAUAUUAAACGUUUUAUGAGUUGAAGC